UCAUGCACGUCUCACGCAAUCACAGGGACCGUCUGCUCCGAACUGCCCUCAAAGUCUUCUAUAAAAAGUGUGUUUUACAAUAGAAAAUCAGUCAGAUUAUUGACGAAAUCUUGAUUUUGGUGGAAGAAUAGAAACCCACUCUUCAUCGCUUUUUUUGAGGUUAAUUUCAUAUCAAAUUAACCAUGGAAGAGAGUCCGGAAGUGAAGACCACGGAGCCGAUUCCAGCAGCGGGCGCAGCUGGAGCUGCUGCCGGGGACGGCCAGCCAAAGACGGCAGCGCAGCUCAAGAAGGAACAAGAACGAGAGGCUAAGAAACAGGCCAAGUUGGAGAAACUUCGACUGAAGCAAGAGAAGCUGGCAAAACAGCAAGCAGAUAAGCCAGCAAAAGCUGCGGGUAAGGAGAAGAAAGAGAAAGUGGAGAAAGUGUCCGCUACGUACGAUAUACAAACACCAGCAGGAGAGAAGAAGGAUGUGAGUGGUCCCUUACCUGACGCCUAUAGUCCAUCAUAUGUUGAGGCAGCUUGGUACGCAUGGUGGGAGAAAUCCGGUUUCUUCAAACCGGAGUACGGUAGGAAGAGUGUGAAGGAGCCGAAUCCAAAAGGUGUGUUCAUGAUUUGUAUUCCACCACCCAACGUAACCGGCAGCCUGCACGUUGGUCAUGCAUUAACUAAUGCCGUUGAGGACACCCUCACUAGGUGGCAUCGUAUGCGUGGAGAGACUACACUGUGGAAUCCAGGGUGUGACCAUGCCGGCAUCGCUACACAGGUCGUAGUUGAGAAGAAACUUUGGAGAGAGAAGAAACUAUCCAGACACGAUUUGGGAAGAGAGAAGUUUGUUGAGGAGGUCUGGAAAUGGAAGAAUGAGAAAGGAGACAGAAUCUACAACCAGCUUCGUCUAAUGGGCUCGUCUGUGGACUGGGAUCGAGCAUGUUUCACCAUGGACCCCAAGCUGGUUAAGGCUGUACAGGAGGCCUUUGUCCGAAUGCACGACGAUGGAACUAUAUACCGUAGCAAUCGUCUGGUUAAUUGGUCCUGCACACUGAAGAGUGCUAUUUCGGACAUUGAGGUGGAGAAGCGAGAGUUGCCAGGCCGAGCCUUGCUGUUUGUACCGGGCUAUGAAGAGAAGGUUGAGUUUGGAGUACUUGUCUACUUCUCCUACAAAGUAGAAGGAUCUGAUGAUGAGAUCAUUGUUGCAACAACUCGUAUUGAGACGAUGCUAGGAGACACAGCCGUCGCCGUUCAUCCGAACGAUGAACGCUUCAAGCACAUGCACGGCAAGCGUGUCAUCCAUCCAUUCCGCAAUUGCUCUCUGCCCAUUGUCUGCGAUGAAUUCGUCGAGCAGGAAUUCGGAACUGGUGCUGUGAAGAUUACCCCAGCCCAUGACCCCAACGAUUACGAUGUCGGAAAACGUCACAACCUGGAAUUUAUUACAAUGAUUACUGAUGAUGGGAACAUCACUGAUAUCUGUGAGCAGUUCAAGGGGAUGAAGCGAUUUGAAGCUCGUAAGGCUGUGUUAGCCGCUCUGAAGGAGAAGGGUCUCUACAAAGAAACAAAAGAGAACCCAAUGGUUGUUCCUAUCUGUAGCCGCUCCAAAGAUAUUGUUGAGCCUCUGCUUAAGCCACAGUGGUAUGUGGACUGCACAGACAUGGCGGCAAAGGCCAUCAAGGCUGUAGAGGAAGGCCAGCUCAAGAUUGUACCAGACAUGCACAUCAAGACAUGGAACAACUGGCUGACGAACAUCAGGCAAUGGUGCAUCUCUCGUCAGCUUUGGUGGGGCCACCGUAUCCCGUGUUAUUUUAUCACUGUCAGCGAUGAUAAGGUCCCCGCCGGUGAUAACGUGGACAACAAUUACUGGGUUAGUGCCAGAACAGAAGCCUUGGCUCUGGAGAAAGCUGCAAAACGGUUCAACGUUCCAGCUGAGAAAAUCUCACUCAAACAAGAUGAAGACGUACUUGACACAUGGUUCUCAUCAGCACUUUUCCCAUUCUCCAUCUUUGGAUGGCCUGACAAGACUGAAGACCUUGAAGUCUUCUAUCCCGGUACCCUUCUAGAGACUGGUCACGACAUCCUCUUCUUCUGGGUAGCUCGCAUGGUGAUGUUUGGAAUCAAGCUGACAGACAAGCUACCCUUCAAGGAGGUGUACCUCCAUGCUAUGGUCAGAGACGCUCACGGACGGAAAAUGAGUAAAUCUCUCGGUAACGUCAUCGAUCCGAUUGAUGUUAUUACUGGUAUCACACUAGAGAAUCUUCACAAGUUACUUGACAAUAGUAACCUUGAUCCGAGAGAGAUUACCAGAGCCAAGAACGGCCAGUCGGCGGACUACCCCAAUGGUAUACCAGAGUGUGGAACAGACGCAUUGAGGUUUGCUCUGUGUGCAUACACAGCACAAGGUCGUGACAUCAACCUUGAUGUUCUACGUAUUCAAGGCUAUCGAUUCUUCUGUAAUAAACUCUGGAAUGCCACAAAGUUUGCUCUCAAGGCUCUCGGGGAUGACUUCAAGCCAGUCCCGGAGUUCAAGUCAAAUGGUUCGGAGAGUCACAUAGACAGGUGGAUUCUGAGUAAGCUAGCCAGCGCUGUGAAGGUCUGUGAGGAUGGGUGGCCAGUCUAUGACUUCCCUGGUAUUACGACAGCUAUUCACUCCUUCUGGCUGUAUGACCUUUGUGACGUCUACUUAGAAUCAAUCAAGCCUCUACUUAGAGGAUCUGACUCGCCAGCUCUUGCCAACACUCGUCAGGUUCUCUACACCUGUCUGGAUGUAGGUCUGCGUCUCAUCUCACCCAUCAUGCCGUACCUUAGCGAGGAACUCUACCAGAGAUUACCGCGCAGGACAGAGAAUGAACCUCUGAGUAUAUGUGUCACUCCAUACCCAGAAACAGCUCAGAAUCCGUUCUACAACGAGCAGCAAGAGGCCGAGGUCACACUGGUCCAGGACAUCGUGGGUAAAGCACGAUCAAUGAGAUCAGAUUACAAUCUCACCAAGCAGAAGAUUGAUACUUACUUGAGAUGCACUGACCAAGCUGUGGCAGAUACUCUCAGCCAAUACCAAGAUCUGAUCAUCACACUAUCAUCGGCAUCAGCCGUGCACUGCCUCGUUGGAACAGCGCCCCCAAGUGGCUGCGCCAUGGCAACCGUAUCGGACAAAUGUGAAGUGCAUCUACUACUCAAGGGGUUGAUCGAUUCAGAGAAGGAGAUUGUCAAACUAACUCAACGAAUCGAGAAGUUAGAAGUACAGCGGAAUAAACUCCAGCAGGCCAUGGCUGUUGCUGACUACGCUACAAAAGUGCCACAAACUGUGCAAGAUAGUAAUAAAGAAAAGAUGGUCCAAUCAGAAAAUGAAGUAAAGAAACUCCAAGAUGCGAUGGCUAUGUUCCGCUUGGUCGGCCAGGAGAAUUGACCUUUGAACUGUGAAAGGUCAUAGUUCAAAUAAGUGUGCAACAAGAUGUAUUACAGAAGGCAAGGACUCCAGAGCUAUUAUACACUUUAUAAAUAAUUGCUCUUAAUAAGCUAAGAAGAAAACAUAAUGUUCCUACAUAUGAGUUGGAAAUUUAUAAAUGUUUUCAGAGUAUUAGGCUGGGUAUUCAUUUGGUAAUGAUUUCAAACUGUCUAGUGUGUAAUUUCUAUCUGUUAUAAAGAAAGUAUGUCAGUAAGCAUCCUUUGAAAUGAUUUUGUCUGAAACGCCCCCCGCUAAAAAGAAUUCAUGAGCAACAUUUUAAUCAUCAAUGGAAGUGUCCUUUUCCCUCUUACAGAUUAAGUUCAAGGCCUGGCUGUAAACACAAACAUGGAAAUACUAUAAUUUAAACAUGCAUACUUCAUACUUAGUUUUUGACCUUUUUGUCAGCAAUGAAUCUCAAUCCUGUUUUACAUUCAAAUUUGUGCCUUUAACUACAGCCACUUCAUUUUGAUACUUUAUUGAUUCCUCGAUCAAAAUACUUGAUAAGAAAGUUGUGGAUGUAUUCACAUAAAACCAUGUCAAAUGCUUCACUUAAAGGCAGUGGACACUAUUGGUAAUUGUCAAAGACUAGCCUUCACAGUUGGUGUAUCUCAACAUAUGC
Asterias rubens (European starfish) is the source of this 4050-nucleotide messenger RNA. Its product is annotated as valine--tRNA ligase-like. Gene Ontology annotation, molecular function: valine-tRNA ligase activity; aminoacyl-tRNA deacylase activity; ATP binding. Gene Ontology annotation, cellular component: cytosol. The record is from RefSeq and is a predicted model, not a curated record. Gene Ontology annotation, biological process: valyl-tRNA aminoacylation. The transcript has 23 exons. Bases 183 to 3392 code for a protein of 1069 amino acids. Lineage: Eukaryota; Metazoa; Echinodermata; Asteroidea; Forcipulatida; Asteriidae.